Molecule: messenger RNA, 1254 nt
Organism: Pestalotiopsis fici W106-1
Lineage: Eukaryota; Fungi; Ascomycota; Sordariomycetes; Amphisphaeriales; Sporocadaceae
Exons: 3
Coding region: 1-1254 (417 amino acids)
Biological process (GO): exocytosis; maintenance of cell polarity; endocytosis
Cellular component (GO): cytosol; intracellular membrane-bounded organelle; membrane
Molecular function (GO): oxysterol binding
Source: RefSeq, a predicted model, not a curated record
AUGUCUGAAGGUCAACAGGCACAGCAUCCUCAGGCCACAGGUGCCAGCUGGACGUCAUUCAUAAAGUCCAUCGCAUCCUUCAACGGCGAUCUGUCGUCUCUGACCGCCCCUCCCUUCAUUCUCUCCUCGACCAGUUUGACCGAGUUCAGCUCCUACUGGUGCGAACACCCUGCCGUCUUUGCAGCACCCGCUUCGGAGCCAGACGCAGCAAAGCGAGCUGUCCUCGUACUCAAGUGGUUCUUGACGACCCUGAGGCAACAAUACGCCAGCCGAAGCGAACAAUAUGGCAACGAAAAGAAGCCGCUCAACCCGUUCCUCGGAGAACUCUUCUUGGGCUCAUGGCAAGACAAUGCUGGCACCACCGAGCUGAUUAGCGAGCAAGUGAGUCACCACCCGCCUGCGACCGCCUAUAGCAUCACCAACGACAAAUCCGGCGUACACCUCGAGGGCUUUAACGCACAGAAGGCUUCCUUCUCCAAGACGAUCAACAUCAAGCAGAUCGGACACGCUCUUCUGACCGUUCCCAACCCCUCGAAGCCCGGAGAAAAGGACACAUACCUCAUCACACUUCCAUCCCUGCACGUCGAGGGACUCCUGUUUGGAGCACCUUUCAUAGAGCUGGACGGCGCCUCAUACAUUACAAGUUCCACUGGCUUCACUGCCAAGAUCGACUACAGUGGCAAGGGUUGGUUGAGCGGCAAGAAGAACUCCUUCACCGCGGUACUCCACCCGACUGGAAAGGAGAAGGAGGUCGUUUACAAUGUUUCGGGCCAAUGGACCAAGGCUUUUGAGAUCCACUCGGGCGCUGCCAAGCACAACAGCAGCAGCAACCUGGUCGACUCAUGGGAUCCAGCUUUGACUGCCACCAGCAAGUUGAUCGUGGCUCCCAUUGAGAAGCAGCACCCCUUGGAAUCCCGCCGCGCCUGGGCAAACGUUGCCAAGGGCAUUGCUAGUGGAGACAUGGACUUUGUUGGCAAAGAGAAGACCAAGAUCGAGCAAGCUCAGCGUGCCAUGCGCAAGAAGGAGCAAGAAGAGGGUCGCAUUUGGGAGAGACGGUACUUCACUGCCAUGCCGGAAGGUUCUGACGCAGCGCUCAGCACACUUGCCGCGAACGUUGGCAUGAGUGAGACGGGAGAUUCUGACAAGACUGGUGGCCUUUGGAGAUACGACCCGUCCAAGGCUGAGAAGGUCAAGGGCCAGGAGCCCACGGAAGAACAAAAGGCAUUAUUGGCGACGGAAUUGUUGGGGCAGUAG